Eublepharis macularius is the source of this 2640-nucleotide messenger RNA. Its product is annotated as zinc finger protein 345-like. Lineage: Eukaryota; Metazoa; Chordata; Lepidosauria; Squamata; Eublepharidae. Bases 139 to 2640 code for a protein of 833 amino acids. Gene Ontology annotation, molecular function: DNA-binding transcription repressor activity, RNA polymerase II-specific. The transcript has 5 exons. The record is from RefSeq and is a predicted model, not a curated record. Gene Ontology annotation, biological process: negative regulation of transcription by RNA polymerase II.
GAAACUCCUAUUUUCUGCUGCUUCUCCGGGUAUAACAAAGGACCAGAUCCUGCUCCUCAGAUGCCAAAGUCCUCCAAGGUGGCAGUUGUGUCUCGGCCAAGAGCAGAGUGUCCUGCCUGAAGCCUUCACUGGAACGCCAUGCAGGAGAAUUACGAGACGCUCAUCUCUCUGGAAGAGAUGGCUAUUAGCCUUCCUCGGAUCACCGCAUUGGCUGAGUCCCACCGGAGAGGGCUGGCAUCGGGAUUUCCACUUUCGAAACCCGACCUGCUUUCUUGGAUGGACAGAGGGGAAGAUCUUUGGGUUCCAGAACUGCAGGAAUCUGAGGGCAGAGAGAUGUUGAAGGAAGCCAGCCCAGGUGAUGAUCUGAGGAGAAAGAAUGAGGGAAAUCAUCCUCGGCAAGAGGCUCCCAGCAAGACAGAUCUAAGAGCAAAGAGCUCCCUGGAAGGGAAUCCGGUUGAGGGAGAGAGCCAGCCAGUACAAAGACUGGGAACCUCAACAACUGAAGGGAAACAGCAGCAGAUGAAACCACUCACUCAGGUAGUGAGUAUCUCCAAACCCCUGUUGCCCCCCGGGAAACCACAAGGGAGCGAAAGAGGACACCAAUGUGCUGAAUGUGGGAAAAGCUUCAGCCAGAAGUCCAACCUUCUGAGGCACCAGAGGCUUCAUUUGGACGAGAGGCCCCACAAAUGCGAUGGAUGUGAGAAAAGCUUCUUAGAAGCCGAGGCUCUAGCCAGACACCGCAAGUGCCAUGUGGGUGACAAGCCUUACAAGUGUGAGGACUGUGGGAAAAGCUUCAGCUGGACCUCCCACCUAGAAAGACACCGGAGGAUCCACACAGGCGAGAAACCCUAUGAGUGCAAGGAGUGCGGGAAAGCAUUUAGUGUUGGGUCACACCUGGAGAGGCACCGGAGGAUCCAUACAGGGGAGAAGCCAUAUCAGUGCAAAGAGUGUGGGAAGAGCUUCACUGUCAGCUCCACCCUGGUCCAGCACCAGAGGACCCACACCAACGACAAACCCUAUCAAUGUGAGGAUUGCGGGAAGGGUUUCAACAUCAGCACUAAUCUUGUGGCCCACCAGAGGAAACAUCUGGGCCAGAAGCCGUAUGAGUGCCCUGACUGUGGGAAGAGCUUCAGCUUCACUUCCCACCUGGAGAGACACCAGAGAAUCCAUACAGGAGAGAGGCCUUAUCAGUGCACGGAUUGUGGGAAGAGUUUCAGCCGCAGCUCCCACCUCUACAGGCACCAGAGAAUCCACACAGGAGAAAAGCCACGCCAGUGUGUAGACUGUGGGAAGAACUUCUACCUCAGUGCAGCUACCCUUCACCAACUCCAGACUUCUCCAAAUGGGGGCAGGGACCCCACAAAAUGUGCAGAAUGUAGCCGUAAACUCAGGGCUGCUCCAGAGCCCCCACCUCCACCCUCCCCACCGGUUUGUUGUGAGAAACCUUAUAAGUGCCCUGAUUGCGGGAAAGGUUUUGGUCAGAGUUCGUCAUUGGUUAAACACCAGAGAAUCCACACAGGAGAAAGGCCUUAUCAGUGCCCAGAGUGUGGGAAAAAAUUCAGCUGGUGCUCAGCUCUUAUCAAACACAAAAGGAUCCACACAGGAGAAAAGCCGUACCGGUGCGAAGAGUGUGGCAAAGCCUUCAGUGUCAGUUCCCAUCUGGAGAGGCACCAGCGUGUGCACUCCCCUGACAGGCCCCACAAGUGUGCUGAAUGUGGGAAAACCUAUGGAGAAUUGGUGUCAUUGACAAAGCACCAGAAAUCCCAUGCAGCUGAGAGCAAGCGCUAUCGGUGCCCUGAUUGUGGGAAAAGCUUCAGCUGGACUUCCCACUUGGAAAGGCACCGGAGGAUCCACACCGGGGAAAAGCCGUAUGAGUGCGGAGACUGCGGAAAAAGCUUCAGUGUUAGCUCCCACCUUGACAGGCACCGGAGAAUCCACACUGGGGAGAAGCCUUACCGCUGCAACGAAUGUGGGAAAAGCUUCAGUGUCAGCUCCACUCUCCUCCAGCACCAGAGAACUCACUCUAGUGGGAAGCCUCAUAAAUGCAAGGAGUGCGGGAAACGGUUUGUGGCCAGUGCUCAGCUGCUCACACACCAGCGGACCCACCGGGGUGAGAAGCCCUAUGAGUGCACUGUCUGUGGCAAGAGUUUUGGCUUUGUCUCCCACCUGGAGAGACACCGGCGGGUCCACACAGGUGAAAAACCUUAUCAGUGCCCUGAUUGUGGGAAAUGCUUCAGUCGCAGCUCCCACCGGAAUCGCCACCAGCGCACUCACUCAGCUGACCGGCCCUUGAAGGGAGGGCCACGAGGAGGAACUCAAGGGGAGAAAGGCCUCUCUUCCUCCAGUGCUAAGCUGCCUAAGGACCCUCUGCCCACUCUUCCUGAACCCCCAUUGUCUCUCUUGCCACCCUGGUGGAGCGAGGGGGACAGGAACAGCAACACUCCAUUAGCUUCCACUUGGCCUGAGGUCCCAACUCCCUUUCAAGGACCCAUCUCCAACACUGCCCCAACUGGGGGGCUGCGAGAGUGGGGCAUGAAGGGAUUCUUGCCUCCAGAUCCAUGGAGAUUGGGGGAAAGCAGCUCUGGCUGGGCAUCUAUUCUAACCCAGGAGGGCUGGCCACAGCCUCCCUCCACAUCUUGA